Magnolia sinica is the source of this 1188-nucleotide messenger RNA. RefSeq names its product purine permease 3-like. The record is from RefSeq and is a predicted model, not a curated record. The transcript has 2 exons. Lineage: Eukaryota; Viridiplantae; Streptophyta; Magnoliopsida; Magnoliales; Magnoliaceae. Bases 82 to 1155 code for a protein of 357 amino acids. Gene Ontology annotation, molecular function: purine nucleoside transmembrane transporter activity. Gene Ontology annotation, cellular component: membrane.
UAAAAUGCAACAAAAGCAAUAAAACAGCAUACAAUCUACAAACGAGAGAGAGAGAGAGAGAGAGAGAGAGAGAGAGAGAGCAUGGAAGACACUGCAGCCACCCAAACACCCAAGAACGACUGCCCUCCAGAGACGACCAAACGAAUCAGAUGGAAGCUGCUCUUGCUAAACUGCACCAUCAUGGCCAUUGGCAUUAUUGGUGGGCCCCUUGUAACAAGGCUCUACUUCCUCCACGGAGGGACUAGGAAAUGGAUCCCGAGCUGGCUACAAACCGUCGGAUUCCCCAUCCAACUCAUCCCCUUAUCAAUCUUCUACGUCCAAAACCGAACCCAAGAAAGGCCCACCAAGUUCUUCGCCGCACCCAGGCUCUUGAUAGCUAGCGCAGGUCUAGGGCUACUCAGCGGUCUAGAUAACUACAUGUAUUCACUCGGUCUAUCAUACAUACCUGUCUCCACAUCAUCACUUCUCUUCGCUACACAGCUCGCAUUCACUGCCUUUUUUGCACUAAUCAUUGUUAGGCAGAAGUUCACUCCUUACUCGAUCAACUCCGUUGUUCUGAUGACCCUUGGAUCGAUUAUUCUCGGGGUCCACAAGAGCGGCGAUCGCCUGCCAGGUGUCUCCAAUGCAGAGUACUUCCUGGGGUUCUUUGUAACGUUGGGGGGAGCAGCCCUCUUGGGUUUUAUAAUGCCUUGUAUGGAGCUUGCUUACACUAAGAGCAGCAAGGCCCUCACCUACGCCGGGCUGAUGCAAUUUCAGAUUGGCGUUGGUCUCUUUGCUACUGUCUUUUGUACCAUAGGAAUGCUAGUGAAUAAUGAUUUCAAGGCUAUACCAAGAGAGGCAAGAGAGUAUGGGCUAGGAGAGACCAAGUACUACGUCGUUCUUGUGUCGUGUGCGGUCCUCUUUCAGAUGGUCUUCGUGGGGAUGUUAGGUGUGAUUUUCUGCUUCUCUUCGCUCUUCACCAGCGUCUUCUCCUCGAUGCUUCUGCCGCUGACGGAGGUCGCUGGUGUCAUCGCCUUCCACGAGAGGUUUACAGCAGAGAAAGGAACGGCACUGGCAUUGUGCUUGUGGGGUUUUGUAUCCUACUUCUAUGGAGCCUACAAGAUUCACCAUAACCACAAGCCCAAGCUUCCUGAAUCUGAUGCAGCCUUGGUGUGACACUCUUAGACUGGAAACCUCUGCAACACCUGU